UUGGCAGGUUGUGCAACCAAGAUAUCUGAAAAAUGAUUCAGCAACAAUGCUCUAGAGUUGCCAAACAAGUGUGGAAGCCACUGCCCUCUUUUAUGCACAAGAGAGGGAUUCAUAGUCGUAACAAAAAGGCAAUGGAACUAGUGGCAAAAGGGUGGAGUGCUCUACAGGAAGUAGAUAGGGUUAUCGACUAUGCCGAUCGGAAUGACACUCGCCUCAUCCCGCAACUCAGAGGUGCAAAGGAGAACUUUGAAUUGGCUCUUGAGAUUGACAACAUGAAUACUCAUGCACGAUACUGGUUGGCCAGGAUGCACUUUAAGUACCAUGUUCCUGGGGCUUGUAAAGCAAUCUUUGAAGCAAGUUAUACAAGCCGAACAAAUCGACCCUGCUCGAUUUGGGUUCGAUCUGGCUUCCGAGUGGAGACAAGGACUUUGGAAGAGUUGGAAGAGUUAUUGGAAUUUUCUAGUCAGAAUAGGACAUCCUUGACUCGGAUUAUGCUGGAUAAUAUGGUGGUUCCUCUUCCAAACGGAGAUGUGGAUGUCUCAAUGCUGAAGGAUGCAGUCCAGUUGGUUAAUGGUAGAUUUGAGACUGAGAUUUGA
This is a messenger RNA of Zingiber officinale, 596 nucleotides long. RefSeq lists its product as uncharacterized. NCBI's taxonomy places the organism in Eukaryota, Viridiplantae, Streptophyta, Magnoliopsida, Zingiberales, Zingiberaceae. Bases 33 to 596 code for a protein of 187 amino acids. The record is from RefSeq and is a predicted model, not a curated record. The transcript is spliced from 6 exons.